Scophthalmus maximus (turbot) is the source of this 2299-nucleotide messenger RNA. RefSeq names its product guanine nucleotide binding protein (G protein), gamma 12b (gene gng12b). Bases 301 to 519 code for a protein of 72 amino acids. Gene Ontology annotation, cellular component: heterotrimeric G-protein complex. Gene Ontology annotation, molecular function: G-protein beta-subunit binding. Lineage: Eukaryota; Metazoa; Chordata; Actinopteri; Pleuronectiformes; Scophthalmidae. Gene Ontology annotation, biological process: G protein-coupled receptor signaling pathway. The record is from RefSeq and is a predicted model, not a curated record. The transcript is spliced from 4 exons.
ACCGACAGGGCUGCAUGUCUGUCCUCUCUGUGGAGACACUGCUGCCUCGACACAGCGAGAUAACUUUAAUGUCUUUCUCUCGUUCUGUUUUCUAAUCAAAGAAGAAUUGUUUCAUGGCUACAGUUUGAAAAAAAAAACCCAAAACAAACAACGGCAACAACAACAACAACAACAACAGCAAAGUGUGUCGGAUCCGAGAGGCCAGAUUUCAUGCCGGUCACGGACGCUGGAAACGCCCCAGUCCGCGCUCCUUGAGAUCUUUUCCCACGCAGGUUUGAGCGCGGCUGUCCGAAAGCGGCCAUGUCUUCAAAAAUGCAGAGCUCCGGCAGCAUAGCGCAGGCCCGCAGGACGGUGCAGCAGCUGAGGUUGGAGGCCAGCAUCGAGAGGAUAAAGGUGUCCAAGGCCUCGUCGGACCUCAUGCGCUACUGCGGGGAGCACGCCAAGAACGACCCGCUGCUCAUGGGCAUCCCCGCCUCCGAAAACCCCUUCAAGGACAAGAAGCCAUGCACUGUUCUGUAGGGGGAGCUGGACGGAACUCGCGCUGCGUUUCAUUUCGAUGGUAGUCAUACUGCUCACUACUUGCAUUAAGGCCAAGCGUUCCCCCGAUUACUUUUUCACGUGCCUGCUGCAGAUCGAUAAGGACUAGAUUCAUCGCCGCCUCUUCAGUCAGAUAGCAGCUUCACCAGAGAGCAGGCAGAAAUCUGAACCUGUGACCUCCGACGUUAACUUCAGCUCAAACAGAGGUGGUGAAAAGUUAGUAUGGAGGCUAUUUGUUUCUGUGCUGGUGAUCUGAUAAGAUCUGGAGGGAACUGUGCCACUGAGGGAGAGUCCCUUGACUCACUAAUUAUCACAGCGUGCAUAAACUCAAUUAUUGGUCAAAUCGCAUUUUGGCUUUCAGCUUCUACUUUCCUCUGUGGGAAACAGUUUUUUCUUUUUUUUAAGUUAGUUACUUUGGGUUAACGACUGCCUUGAGAUAACGACGUCCGGUGGUUGGAAGAGUCAACUGUGCUGCUGAUAUAUUUUGCCACCCAGCCACAGUCAAAAAUGAUUGUGUGCAAAGAUUCAAUUAAAAUUGACCAGAUUGUCCCGACAUGUAUAAUGUUGAUCGGACUCAGCCACUCUAAGACUAUAGUGAAGCACACUUGCAGUGCAAAGCCAGGAUUUUGGUCUGAAUUGACUAAAAGUUUGUUUUUAUGGAUGUUUCCUUUUAGCUUGCAGCAUUCUGCAAACGCAUAAAAGACUUGAUAUCAUUAUCCCCGACUUCAACUAAAUCCAGUGCAAAGAAAUUCAAUGUCUCGAAAAUGUUGUUGAGUCAUUUUUCUCAUCUUUUCUUUUUCUCUCUCUCUCUCUCUCCAUGCAUUUGACCUAGAAGUGUAUGUGCAACUUUGUACCAGCACAGAAACAGAAAAAAAGAUUGUCCCGUAACUACACACGGCCCUUUGAGGGAGGCAGUGCCUACUAAAUAAAAAUGUGGAAAUGUUCAGCUGUUGUUGCUGAAGGAAAACUAUUGGAAGACCGAUCCGUGCCAUCUCAUCAGAGUCACUUCUAUCAAACUUGAUUUUUUUUUUCUUUUCACAGCAGUUUCUCUCUGCAGAUCUGAGGCUUUAUUACUGUACAGUGACUGUGCUCCUCAUGCACUUUUGAGACCUGUAAACUCCAGAUGACUGUUACACUCUUGAGUUUGAAACAUUCCAUGUUUAAAGUUGCUCCAAAGCUCACUUUGACUUAUAUAUUUUUUAAUAUCUUUGACUGGCUUGAUAUCGCUGUAUCUUUGUCAUUUGUCUGUUGGUGCAAAAUGCAACCAACUAAUAUUGCAAUUUUACCAGCUCGGGCCUUAAUAAUGAAGUAAUUCCCGCUUCAGCCUCUUGACAAACUUUUAGUCACACAAGUGCUGUUGUCUAAUACUGUGAAUAAUGAAGACCCUAUAGGUGAAGGGGGUAUAUCUGACAAUAGAUUAUUAACCAUGUGUGUGUAUGACAUCUUAUAUUUAAAAAAAGACUCAUGUGAUAUAUGUCCAUGUAUCACAGUACGUGCUGGCUUGUAACAGUGUAAUGUACUUUUGCAGGAUUGCACUGAUUCAGUCAAACCUCCACUUUAAUUUCUGUUUUUGCAACAUUAAUUGUCUUGGUUAAUUGUGGAUUUGGUAGAUUUUUACUUGUGAGUAUGAUUUAGUGGGGUUUUUUUUAGAAAAAAACGCUACAAAAUUUCUCACACGUGGUGAGUGUGGUCACAACUUACUGUACGUCAUGUUCUGCCUUUACCUGUCUGUGAUAAGUGCAAAUAAACCCAUGGAAAACAA